GAGGAUGUCAGUCGGGUUGCAGAGGAAAGAUAGGAGGCUACUUAAGGUGCUUGUGCUGUGCUUGGACAAACAGGUCUGCAGACCGAGUUUGAAAGCGUUGUUAUUUGCUUAUUUGUACGUUGUUUUACCUAGAGUAUUCAAUACUGUUAUUAUUUCAAUACGUAAGCGGGAAUAUGAAAAUAUCAUACCAAGAUUAACCCGGAUUUUGAUUAAAGCAAUCCAUCCUUUGAGGUUCCCGAUGUUUUGUGCAAAGCUAGUGGCUGGUAUCAAUUUUUUCGAGCCAUUGGUGUAUCAAUUAUUAAAGGUAAUCAAGAUCAAUCAUCCGGUGCAUAACUUAUUUAUUUCUACAUUAAUGUCAUCGUUUGUAUCUUCAUAUGUUAAUUUCCCAUUAUUUCAAAAACAUAUGGUUACUUAUGGACGGUAUUUAUCUCUUGAUUUAACGCUAUUGGUGGUUACCAGGGCUUGUGAUACCAUUUUAUCUUCUUCGUUAUCGAAAUUGAUUCCAAUUUCAAAAUCUUCUUAUGGAGAUGCACUUCUUUUCAUAAUAUCGAGUUAUUUCAUAAUGUUUUCUUGGUUUUAUUAUCCCGAAACUCUACCUCCAAGCUAUUGUAAUUGGAUUACCUCUGCCGCAAAUAUGGAUCGAGAAAUUGUUAAAAUUUUAAAAGAUUUACGUGAAGGUAAAGUUCGCUACGGUGAAUAUACUUCAGAUUUAUCCGAUUACUGUAUACGGUAUAAUCAGGAUCCAAAACAAGGUGAUCUUGUCACUGAUCAACCUUUGAAAUGUAAAACAGUCCAUGCUUUCCAAACUGAUAACUGUGAAUUACAUGCCUUAUGGAGAUUUGCAAGAGGGUUUAGUUUUGCAAUUAAAAUUUAUGGUCCUUUAAAUCUCUUAAUGUUAUUGACUCCCAAAAAAAAUGUUAAAUUGGCAACUAGAAUCAUAAAAGCAGUAAAAUCCUCAAUAAGGUCUUCUUGUUUCCUUGGUGCUUAUAUAUCAUUUUUCUGGUACUCGGUUUGUCUUGCAAGAACAAGGUUAUUCCCAAUCAUUUUCCCUCAGAUUCCAAAGACUCGUUUUGACGAUACAAUUGCACCUGCGCUAGGGUCAGUCUUGUGUGGGUUCAGUAGUUUUAUUGAGUCUGCUCAAAGAAGAAAAGAAUUGGCCUUGUUUGUUGCUCCAAGAGCCUUAGGUACUCUUAUUUCUUCUAAGCCUUCAAAGCUCAAUUUACAAAUUGAAGCAAUUGCCUUCUCAAUAAGCAUGGCUAUCUUGGUGGCUUUUUGUAAAAAGGAUCCAACCUCAGUUAGAGGUAUAUUCGGUAAAGGGGUUCAGCAGGUUUUCAAUGUUAAUAAUUAUACUUAAACAGACUAUAGAUGGUUAAACUUAAAACAAAUAUACUUACUAAUUAUCACACUUAAACAGACGAUUUAAAUAAACUAUUACCUAUGUUUAAACAAAC
Molecule: messenger RNA, 1451 nt
Organism: Hyphopichia burtonii NRRL Y-1933
Lineage: Eukaryota; Fungi; Ascomycota; Pichiomycetes; Serinales; Debaryomycetaceae
Exons: 1
Coding region: 5-1354 (449 amino acids)
Source: RefSeq, a predicted model, not a curated record